Molecule: messenger RNA, 3347 nt
Organism: Tribolium castaneum (red flour beetle)
Lineage: Eukaryota; Metazoa; Arthropoda; Insecta; Coleoptera; Tenebrionidae
Gene: Mad1
Product: Mitotic arrest-deficient 1
Exons: 11
Coding region: 1099-3294 (731 amino acids)
Biological process (GO): attachment of mitotic spindle microtubules to kinetochore; mitotic spindle assembly checkpoint signaling
Cellular component (GO): mitotic spindle; nuclear envelope; kinetochore
Source: RefSeq, a predicted model, not a curated record
UAUUCUUUGGGACAGUUCCUUUACAUUCUUUGGGACCUUGUAGCAGCGUGUGAGCGUCGUGAGCGUGUUGUGCAUCGAUUAACAGGGUUUUUGCGUGCGACCGUUGGCAGCGGUUUGAACUAACCCUCACUGUUCUGUGGUUGACAGUUGACACCACCAUGUAUAGAUAGUCCUGCUGGUGAACCAACUUCCCUUAUUUUCCAUUGUCGGGCGCAAACCAAAAUGUGGAGCAAGUUGGAGCUUUUAUUUUAUCUGACAGAUGGCACCAGCGUAGACUGGGACUGUCACAAUGUUUACAAGAAAAAAGAUACACGCAUCACGUUGUUAAAAAUACGACAUUUAUGAAGAACAAUUAAUACCUGAAGGAUGCCCGCACUCCACUACCACCGAAUGGUAGUGGAGUUUUUUUUCUGGAAAGCAUUUAUUCUGACUUCAAUGUUUCGAUGUCUUUCGCGCCCGAAAAUGCAUCGAACCGAAGUUUAGAACUAUUCAGAAAAUAUUAUUAUUUCAGCGCGAAAAAAGCAGAAGUUGUUACAAGAUGACUAAUUUGGGUGCUGAGAUAACAUUUUUUAAUUUCGCAUCAUUUUUUUAUAAAAAACAAAGAAAAUUUGUGAAAUUGUGACAGUCCCAGUCUACCGUGCUGCCAUCUAUCAACUUGCUCCAGCGUUAGAAUCAAUUAUAAUAGCGAGUUGGUUUACCUGUCUGUCUCUAUAUCGUGGUUGACACCUUGUAGCAGCGUGUGAGCGUCGUGAGCGUGUUGUGCAUCGAUUAACAGGGUUUUUGCGUGCGACCGUUGGCAGCGGUUUGAACUAACCCUUACUGUUCUGUGGUUGACAGUUGACACCUUGUAGCAGCGUGUGAGCGUCGUGAGCGUGUUGUACAGGGUUUUUGCGUGCGACCGUUGGCAGCGGUUUGAACUAACCCUCACUGUUCUGUGGUUGACAGUUGACACCUUGUAGCAGCGUGUGAGCGUCGUGAGCGUGUUGUGCAUCGAUUAACAGGGGCCUGCUCGUAGCUUUCGCGUAGAAUGUGAUACCACUGAAGUGUGGUUUUGUGAGACAAGUAAAAGUGAGGUUGGUUUCGUCGCCCCUUGUCAAAAUGGGCGACAAAGUAGACGACACUAUCAUAAAGUUGGUGAGGAAUUUGAAGUCGACGGUCGAGGACGAGCCCGAUUUCACCCUGGGCAGCCCCUACAAACUUUCUCUGAGUUCGGUCUCGAACGACAGCCAAUGCAGUUCCGAGGAGUUCCUCAAAGUCAAGCGACCAAAGCGCGAAAGUUUGCUAAAUGUGUCCUACGCGGGGUCUCCUCGCGAGAUCCGACGUUUGCGGACCGAUAUCUUGGAGAGUCGGAACACGAUUUUGAAUUUGGAGAACCGGAUCCAACACAUGCACAGUGUGCGCAAGGAGGUCGAGUUAAUGUACGAGAAUGAGACAAAGUUGUUGAAGAAGCAACACGAACAUGACCGGAAGAGUAUCGAAGAGUUGGAAGCGCAGUUGGUCUCAAUCAGGCAAAGGGAAGCCGAGUUGAAGAAACAACUUGCUGAGGUGACCAGCAACUACAACAUGCUGAAGGUGCAAAAGGACGAAGUGAUUGAAGAACUUGAGAAAAGUCUGUCCGAGAUGAAGGAAGAGUCGCGGCUUUUUGACGGUGAAGAAAACAUUGAAAUUGUGGCGUUGAAUCGGAAGUUGGCCGAGAUGCAAAUGAUGCUGGACGCCGCUGAAGAAGACGCCGACGCUCAGAAAAAAUUAGUGCUUGAAUUAGAGAAACAGUUGGCAGAAAAGAACGCCAUAGACAGGGAAAUCGAGAAGAAGGAACAAGCGCUCCAAAUUGCCAAUUUGCGCAUAAAAGAGUUGGAAUAUGCCAAAGAAAAUUUUUUGGAAUUCCAAGAUCAAGCCAAAAGUCAAGCGAAAAAAUUGGCUAACUACAGUGAUAUGGUCAGGGAAGUUGAAAAACUGAGGGAAGAAAACGUCCGGUUGAAAGACGAAGUUAAGAACAAACUAUUACUGGAAGAGGAAGUUCACGAUUUGAAGUCACGUUUGGUUAAAUAUAAAGAACAGGAGAAGAAAUUGGCGAAUUUAGAAGCUGAAAAAGUUCAAACUGGAAUUUAUUUAGAUGAGUGGCGAGCUGUAGCUCGUGGAAUUUGCGAAACAGUGGGUUCGGACUCGUCUUUGCCUCAUCUUUUACGUUCAGCUGUUGAAAAAUUGCAACAACAGGAGAUUUCGUUAACUUCGACCAAAGUUGAAUUGGAAUCGCAAUUAACCGCUGCAUUAUACGACGCCAAAGUUGCAAAAGCUGAGAUUGAAAAAAGCCACAAACUUAUUUCGGAGCUGAAGAAAACCGGUGAACAAAAACAGGCGCUUUUGCACCGUAUGCAGAAAAAACUGUCGUUGGUCAGUCGGGAGAGGGACAGUUAUCGGCUUCAGCUCGAUUCCUACGAGAAGGAUUUAACAAUGUCGAUAAAUCCGUCAACAAUUGCAAACUCGAAUCAGCUGCAAACUCAGCGGGAGAGAAUCGUAGCGUUGGAGAAAAUCAUCGAAAGUUACAAGGAGUUGAAUGCAAAGUUGGAGUCGGAUUUGCAAAACACUAAUCCUGCGUUGUAUUCCGAUAAUCCGAACAGUAGAGCCGAACAAUUGACGAAAUUGCAGGAAGAAGUGGACCAGUUGCGGAUGGAAAAUGAGAUGUUGAAGCAACGUCGAGACCAACUUGAAAUUCAAUUGGAAAACUACCUUGUAGGCAAUGAUACGCUCCAAGGGGGCCAGGUUUACCACUUGGCGAACAACCCGCUAGCCGAGUGUUUGGCAGAAAGGGAGAAGUUGGUGGAGAAAUUGGAGCAGGAGAUUGAGAAAUUGAAACGGAAGUUGAAAAACAUGUCCGAAGGCAUCGAUGCGAGUAAGUUAAGCGAGUCGAUGUGUCCGCAAGAGGUCCAAGCGUUGAAAGAACAAGUCAAAACGCACGAAGUCCAAACGCAGCGACUCAAAGAAUAUUUCAAAACGUCGUUUCAGGAAUUUCGCAAUGUUAUCUACAUGUUACUUGGUUAUAAAAUCGAUCGGACUCCGACGUCGUUGUAUAAACUAACGAAUAUUUACGCGGAACGGGCCGAGGAUCAGUUGUGCUUCCAGUUGAAUAGUGAAGGUGAUUUAAAUUUGCUUGAAAACGAGUUUAGCGCAAGUCUUGAGCAAAUGGUCAACUUGCAUUUAAGACACCAAAAGUCGAUUCCCGUUUUUCUGAGUGCCCUCACUAUAGAUUUGUUCAACAAUAGCACGAUGGCAACAAAGACUUAUGAGAUUGAGUAAUUUAAUACCAUUUUUUAAUUAGUUCGCUUAGCAAAUAUACAGUUUAAUAAGAA